AAAUUCUAUAAUUUAUCUAAUAAAAUAAUUAGUAUCCAUGAAUAUUUAUCAUUUCAUAUGGGAAAAUUAACAAUCCAUCAUAAUAAUAAUAAUAAUAAUAAUAAUAAUACAAUUGGAUUAAAUUCUAGCUUAGUUACAUGUUCAUUAUUUCCAAUAAAACGAUUAAUGAUUAUCAAUCAAUUUAUUUAAAUGUUAUUGAACAAAUUUAUCAUGGUUAUCAAUCAAAAUGGCCAAUGUUUAUGGUAAUGUGUCAACCAAAACAAAAUAUAUUACUUUUACAAUCUUAUUUAAAUUGGAAUAAUACAAAAUUAAAUCAAAUUGAACGUUUAUUUAUAUGUGGUUCAUAUCAAAACAAUAUAAAACAAAUCAAAUCAAAUAGGACAUUGACUAAAAUGAAACAAAAUAAAUUAAUGUUUAAUAUAUUACUUUUAGGUAUAGAUUCUAUAUCACGUUUAUCAGCAUAUAGAUAUUUAACUAAAACAAUGAAAUUUCUUCAAUCAAUUAAUGAAAGUUCAAUUAUAAUGAAUUUAUAUAAUGUAAUUGGUGAUGGUACUACAGUAAAUUUAUUAGGACUUUUAACUGGACAAUUAGAAUCAGAAUUACCAGAAUCAAGAAAAUCUCAUAUGAAUAUAAAUAAAAAUAAUUUAUUAUUAAAUAAAUCUAAUAAUUAUACAAUAUUAGAUAAUUAUCCAUGGAUAUGGAAAGAAUAUACAGAUUAUGGAAAUUAUGUGACACAUUAUAUUGAAGAUACACCUAAAUGGGGUACAUUUCAGCAUAGAUUAUGUGGUUUCGGUUCAGUUAAUAGUCCAACAACUAGUUAUGGACGUCCAUGUUUAAUAGCAGCACAUCAAGAAGAAAAUUAUUCUGGGAAAAUACUUGGAUGUACAAUGUCAAGAUAUACCCAUCAAGUUCUUUUAGAAUCUCUUACAGAAUUUUUCGAAACCUAUUCAGAUAGACCGCGUUUCAGUUUAACAUUCUUAAGUGAAUUAAUACAUGAGAAUCCAGCAUAUGUAAAACUUAUAGAUGAAGAUCUAUCGAAAUUAAUUCAACGGAUUUACUAUGAAGAUUUGAUGUUCAAUGGUAGAAAUAUGAAGGCAUCGAGUAGCUCAAGCUAUCCAUUUGCGAAUACAUUGGUAGUAUUAUUCUCUGAUCAUGGACCACGUAUGGGUGAUGCACGACUUUCAGUUCAAGGUAAAUUAGAAGAAAGAUUACCAUUUAUGUCAAUUAUUGCACCGAAAUUAUUCAAAGAAAAAUGGUCUAUUCAAUGGGAUAAUAUAAAAUAUAAUCAAAAUAGAUUAAUUACUUUAUUUGAUUUACAUGCAACAUUACGUGAUUUAUUAAUGAAUCAAUUAAAAUUACAUAAUAAUAAUAAUAUUGAUUUUAUUAAAAUAUUUAAUAAAAUUCAUAGGAAUUGGCAAAUUAAUCCUUCACAUGGGUUAUCUUUAUUUAAUAAAAUACCAUUAAAUCUACAAAUGUAA
Messenger RNA from Schistosoma mattheei, 1478 nucleotides. The record is from the annotation of a GenBank genome assembly. NCBI's taxonomy places the organism in Eukaryota, Metazoa, Platyhelminthes, Trematoda, Strigeidida, Schistosomatidae.